Molecule: messenger RNA, 1760 nt
Organism: Physella acuta
Lineage: Eukaryota; Metazoa; Mollusca; Gastropoda; Physidae
Product: PDZ and LIM domain protein 3
Biological process (GO): muscle structure development; actin cytoskeleton organization; heart development
Cellular component (GO): filamentous actin; Z disc; stress fiber
Molecular function (GO): muscle alpha-actinin binding; actin binding
Source: RefSeq, a predicted model, not a curated record
ACUGGACAUCGCUGACCAGCCCGUGGGGUCACGGAUGACCAGCACGUACCAGAGCCUGGACGAGAGCAAGAUGGGGCAGAGCCCUUUCGGGACUUCCUUCGGCUCACCGCCUCAAGCUUCCAAUCCAGGUUUCCGAUCUGUAUCUGCGCCUGUGGCCAAACCGCCGUCUGAUAAACCCCAGCAGCAGUUAAUGAAGUGUGGCGGAUGUGACAUGCUAGCCACCGGAGUGAUUGUGAAAGCUAACGGAGUACCCUAUCACGUGGCCUGUUUCAAAUGCACUUCCUGCUCCAUGAAUCUAAAGCAGAAAGGUUUCUUUGUGGUGGAAGGUAAACUAUACUGUGAAACACAUGCCAAGAGGCAUGCACAAGCACCAGGACCUGAUAUGGUAGCCGUACCUGUGUACAGAUAAUCUGUAGUGCCAUCGACUAACUGUAGAUAGAUCGCCUAGUGUUCCAGAACAAGCCUCACCACCAAGUUUAGCCAUAACCCAUGUACACAAUCAAAUUUUGUUCCUGGCUUAUGGACGAACUCUACUGCACCCAUUAGAAACUUUUCGCCUCCUAAUGAUUCUGCUUUUUUUUUUCAACAAGGUUCUAUACCAAGGUUUCUGACAGUGAUAGUGGUACAUCUAUCACGUGUAUGCGUUAGUGUUUGUGAUAUAUCUCCAACUAGGCAUUGUUAGUGGUACAUCGAUAACAAUAUCUUUUGUAGUGUUUGUGGUACAUCUGUAACAAUGUCUCUGGCAGAGUUAGUGCCAUGGGCAUGGAAUCUGCCUUCCAGAUAAAAAACUGAAGUUAAAAAUAAUUGGUUUUAGUUCUACCAUCUUUCUGUUGGAACAUUCUAGCAAAACCAAGAGGAACCAACUCCUCCUCCAUCCCACCCCCCUCUCCCCCAUGUUUAGCUGUGUCCAAAGAAAAUGUUUCCCCUGUACUAACAUGUCCCCACAAACGACCUUCACCUUUUAGUGAUAAAUAGCCUUCACUUUUAUUCUUGGUAAAAAGAAAAAUAUGUAUAUUAUCUUUAUUUCAUGAAUGAAGUAGUGAAAUGUUAUUAUAAAUAAAACUUAGAAUAUAGAAAUUUUUUGCUAUUGCUUUAAAGAAUUACUGUAAUAUAUACUUUUAAUAUAUGUAAUUGUAACACUUUUAGUUUUUUAAAUUGCCACUGAAAAAUAUGGAUGUUCUAACCAGUUUGGAAAUUACAAACUGUUUUAAUUAAGAACUCAUCAGAAAUUCUAAGAAAAUUUUUUCUACACAUAUUUUGUGUUGUGCCAAAUAAAAAAAAAAAACCAAAAAACUUUUAAGGUGAACUUUCUGCAUCUAGAAUUUCUUGCUCCAGACUGUUCAUUAACUGAGAGGUCUCAGUUAUUUUAUGUGAUAUACAGUAAAACAUGGUUCAGUCAUGAGGGUAAAUCAUGUAUUGUUCAUAUCGUAUUUACGUGUCUUCCUAUUCAAAUAGCAAUAUGUCCAGUACAUAGCUAGCUGUUUAUCAUGACAAACAAAAAAAAAUCUACUUUAUAUUACUCGCGAGUCUUCAUUGUUUAUUAUCUAUUUUAUUAUCUACUUUAUUGUCUAUUUAUUUCAAGAAUGUAGUGAUAGUACGAAUCCAAUUUUGUUAUUUAUACAAUUAUCAAAGCCAACAUUAGACGAAAUCGCCGAUUGUGUUGAACUCUGAUUUUUCGCAUCACAUUAACUCACUUAUUUCUGCAUUCAUGUUGAAAGCCUUAUCUAUUUGUUUUAACAAAUAAACAUUUUUACUCGACC